Molecule: messenger RNA, 6044 nt
Organism: Onychostruthus taczanowskii (white-rumped snowfinch)
Lineage: Eukaryota; Metazoa; Chordata; Aves; Passeriformes; Passeridae
Gene: ATRNL1
Product: attractin like 1
Exons: 29
Coding region: 13-4146 (1377 amino acids)
Cellular component (GO): Golgi apparatus
Molecular function (GO): protein binding
Source: RefSeq, a predicted model, not a curated record
CCCGCGGCCAAGAUGGACCUGGGCAGCGCCGGCCGGAGAGCGGGAGCUGCCCCCGCGGGCCCCGGCCCUUGGAGACCUUUCCCCUCCGCCUGCUGCUGCUGCUUCGCCUCGCUCCUGGAUGUGAACAGCUGGCUGCUCUUCUACGGCUUCCUCUACCUGGCCCUCUACGCCCAGGUGUCCCAGUCCAAGUCCUGCGACAAAAUUUCCUGCUUCUCGGGUCAUUGUGUCAACUCCACCUGCGUCUGCGACCAGGGCUGGGUGGGAGACCAGUGCCAACACUGCCAGGGCAGGUUCAAGUUAACAGAACCUUCUGGAUAUUUAACAGAUGGACCUAUAAAUUACAAAUAUAAAACUAAAUGCACAUGGUUAAUUGAAGGAUACCCAAAUGCGAUACUAAGAUUAAGAUUUAAUCACUUUGCCACAGAAUGUAGCUGGGACCAUAUGUAUGUAUAUGAUGGAGAUUCAAUAUAUGCACCUUUAAUAGCUGUAUUUAGUGGUCUAAUAGUCCCUGAAGUGCGUGGAAAUGAAACUGUUCCUGAAGUGGUUACUACAUCUGGCUAUGCAUUGCUACACUUCUUUAGUGAUGCUGCCUAUAACCUCACAGGAUUUAACAUUUUCUAUUCAAUUAACUCUUGCCCUAAUAACUGCUCAGAACAUGGCAAGUGCACAACCAGUGUGUCUGUACCGAGCCGGGUGUACUGUGAGUGUGACAAGUACUGGAAGGGAGAGGCCUGUGACAUUCCCUAUUGCAAAGCCAACUGUGGGAGUCCAGAUCAUGGCUACUGUGACCUGACAGGAGAGAAGCUCUGUGUCUGCAAUGACAGCUGGCAAGGCCCAGAUUGUUCUCUGAACGUCCCCUCCACGGAGUCCUACUGGAUCCUGCCCAACGUGAAGCCCUUCAGCCCCUCCGUGGGCCGUGCUUCCCACAAGGCUGUCCUCCAUGGGAAGUUCAUGUGGGUGAUUGGUGGCUACACCUUCAACUACAGCUCGUUCCAAAUGGUGUUGAACUACAAUUUGGAAAGCAGUAUUUGGAAUGUAGUGCCUGUAUCCAAAGGGCCACUUCAGAGAUAUGGACACACUCUUGCUUUGUAUCAGGAAGACAUCUACAUGUAUGGAGGCAAAAUUGAAACGAGUUCUGGCAAUGUCACUGAUGAGCUGUGGGUUUUCAACAUACCCAGUCAAACAUGGAGUACCAAAAUUCCUGCAGUCCUUGUCCAUGGACAGCAAUACGCUGUGGAAGGUCAUUCAGCACACAUAGUAGAGCUGGACAGCAGAGAUGUGGUUAUGAUUGUAAUUUUUGGAUAUUCUUCCAUAUAUGGUUACACAAGCAUUGUGCAAGAAUACUACAUCAGGUCUAACUCCUGGCUCGUACCAGAAACGAAAGGAGCAAUUGUUCAAGGUGGAUAUGGCCAUACCAGUGUCUACGAUGAACUGACAAAAUCUAUUUAUGUCCAUGGUGGAUACAAAGCAUUGCCUGGCAAUAAAUAUGGACUGGUGGAUGAUCUUUACAGAUAUGAAGUUAAUACUCGGACAUGGACUAUUUUGAAAGAGAGUGGCUUUGCAAGAUACCUUCAUUCAGCUGUCUUAAUCAAUGGAGCUAUGCUCAUUUUUGGUGGAAACACUCAUAAUGAUACUUCCCUGAGCAAUGGUGCAAAGUGUUUUUCUGCUGACUUUCUUUCAUAUGAUAUAGCUUGUGAUGAAUGGAAGAUUUUACCAAAACCUAAUCUGCAUCGAGAUGUCAACAGAUUUGGUCACACUGCUGUUGUCAGUAAUGGGUCCAUGUAUAUAUUUGGGGGUUUUUCAAGUGUUCUAUUGAAUGACAUCCUCGUGUACAAGCCUCCCAACUGUGAAGCGUUCAGAGAUGAAGAGCUGUGCAAAAAUGCUCGUCCAGGAAUAAGGUGUCUAUGGAACAAGAAGCAUUGUGAAUCUUGGGAAUCUGGACAUGCUAAUAAUAUCCUUAGAGCAAAAUGUCCCAAGAAAACAGCCGCUGCAGACGACAGAUGUUACCGGUACGCGGAUUGCGCCAGCUGCACCGCCAACACCAACGGCUGCCAGUGGUGCGACGACAAGAAGUGCAUUUCAGCAAACAGCAACUGCAGCAUGUCGGUUAAAAACUACACGAAAUGUCACGUGAGGAAUGAGCAGAUCUGCAAUAAGCUGACGAGCUGCAAGAGCUGCUCCCUGCACCUGAACUGCCAGUGGGACCAGAGGCAGCAGGAGUGCCAGGCACUGCCUGCUCACCUGUGUGGAGAAAGAUGGAAUCACAUUGGAGAUGCCUGCCUCCACAUAAAUUCCAGUCGGGAAAGCUAUGACAAUGCCAAAUUGUAUUGCUACAAUUUGAGUGGAAAUCUCGCCUCAUUAACAACCUCAAAAGAAGUGGAAUUUGUUCUGGAUGAAAUACAGAAGUAUACACUUCAGAAGAUUUCCCCCUGGGUGGGUUUGCGCAAGAUCAACAUCUCCUACUGGGGCUGGGAUGACAUGUCCCCUUUCACAAACACCACCCUGCAGUGGCUCCCUGGAGAGCCCAAUGACUCUGGCUUCUGUGCCUACCUGGAGAGAGCAGAGGUGGCAGGGCUGAAGGCAAAUCCCUGCACUGCCAUGGCAGAUGGCCUUGUGUGUGAAAAACCUGUUGUCAGUCCCAACCAGAAUGCCAGGCCCUGCAAAAAGCCCUGCUCCCUGAGGACAACCUGUUCCAACUGCACGAGCAAUGGCAUGGAAUGCAUGUGGUGCAGCAGCACCAAACGAUGCGUGGACUCCAAUGCCUACAUCAUCUCCUUCCCAUAUGGACAGUGUCUAGAGUGGCAAACUGCCACCUGCUCCCCUCAAAACUGCUCUGGGCUGAGGACCUGUGGACAGUGUUUGGAGCAGCCAGGGUGUGGAUGGUGCAAUGAUCCCAGUAACACUGGCAAAGGACAGUGCUUGGAAGGCUCCUCCAGAGGCCCAAUGAAACCUGUCAGUGUCCACUCCAAUGAAAUGGUGCUUGAUGCCACUCUUUGCCCAAAAGAAAAAAAUUAUGAGUGGUCUUUUAUCCAGUGUCCAGCUUGCCAGUGUAAUGGCCACAGCACCUGCAUCAACAGCAACGUCUGUGAUCAGUGUAGAAACCUAACAACAGGAAAACAGUGUGAGACCUGCAUGCCAGGAUAUUACGGGGAUCCCACAAACGGAGGACAGUGUACAGCUUGCACAUGCAGUGGACAUGCAAAUAUCUGUCACAUGCAAACAGGAAAAUGUUUUUGCACAACCAAAGGAAUCAAAGGAGAUCAGUGUCAACUCUGUGACUCUGAAAAUAGGUAUCUUGGAAAUCCACUUAGGGGAACAUGCUACUACAGCCUUUUGAUUGAUUAUCAAUUUACCUUCAGUUUAUUACAAGAGGACGAUCGUCAUCACACUGCCAUAAACUUUAUAGCAAAUCCAGAACAGUCAAAUAAAAAUUUGGAUAUAUCAAUUAAUGCAUCAAACAACUUUAACCUCAAUAUUACGUGGUCUAUUGGUUCUACAGCUGGAACAAUAUCUGGAGAAGAGAUUCCUGUUGUUUCCAAGGUUAAUAUUAAGGAAUACAGAGACAGCUUUUCCUGUGAAAAAUUUAACUUUCGAAGCAACCCAAACAUCACUUUCUAUGUGUAUGUCAGCAAUUUCUCCUGGCCAAUCAAAAUACAGAUUGCCUUCUCACAGCACAAUACCAUCAUGGAUCUGGUGCAGUUCUUUGUCACCUUCUUCAGUUGUUUCUUAUCCUUACUGCUGGUAGCUGCUGUCGUUUGGAAAAUCAAACAAACCUGUUGGGCUUCUCGACGGAGAGAGCAACUUAUGCGGGAGCGACAGCAGAUGGCCAGCCGCCCCUUUGCUUCUGUCGAUGUAGCACUGGAAGUAGGAGCUGAGCAAACAGACUUUCUACGAGGGCCAUUAGAGGGUGCUCCUAAGCCGAUCGCCAUCGAGCCGUGCUCAGGAAACAGAGCCGCCGUCCUGACGGUGUUUUUGUGUCUGCCCAGGGGAGCGUCAGGAGUUCCACCACCCGGGCAGUCAGGUCUUGCAAUUGCAAGUGCUCUGAUAGACAUUUCACAACAGAAGCCUGCGGACUGUAAAGAUAAGAGCUCAGGAGUCAGAAAUCGAAAACAUCACCUUUCAACACGUCAAGGAACUUGUGUCUGAGAGUCAAAAACUACAAUUGUAUAUUCUGUAAUGUUUUCUUUUUAAAUGGCUUCCAUUGAAAGCUAUACUACAGCCUCAGUUUUUAUGGAGGCAAAUCUAUGGGUGAACACAUGAGGUACUGUGCUCUGUUAUAGCCACACAGCCUGCUAUCCCCCAGUUGUGGUAGGUAUGAGUAUGCUUGAUGAGCUUUAAUAAAGAGUGGAUCCUGGUAUCAACAAAAUACAAAAUCAAAUACCGAGUAUUCUUAAUCCUGAACAUAUCAGAGCAGGGAAAAUCCUUGGACAGGACUAGGAGAAACUUCACAUUUUUUUGUAAUGAAGAAACAAAUUGUAUAAUUGAAAACUGAGCAAAUUCCAAGAAGCUAAAGGAAAUUUUUUUAUAGCUUAAUGUAACAAUGGGAAUUGUACAGUUCUUUCCUUGUAAUUGGCAUUAAGAUUUCUUUCCAGCAAGCAGGAACUAAAGAGAAUUAUUUGGAUUUAGGUGUUUUUUAUCAUUGUCCAGAAGAGGUAGGCAGCUUUUGAAUUCAGCAAAGGUGUAUCCCAACAAUACCACAUGUAAUAUUUGAAAGAUAAUUCUAUUUAAUAGUAUGACUUGAGCAUUUAAUUAUUAUUUUUCUUUACACUGGAAAAAACCUCAUAAACAUAAUUUGGGCUGCAGAAGAGUGAUGGGUGGGCUUUCUUUUCUGUACCUCAGAGUUUGUCCUGAAUUAGAGAUAUUUUACAAAGAGGAUCCUCCAUGCCAGGUAAAUGAUCAGCAAAAUUAAUUGAGCAUGGAAAAGCUGCUUUACAAUAUUUUUUCCCCAAGAGAGUCUCCAAGACUGCAAAUCUAAGGAAAGUUGAACGUGCUGUUAUUCAACCUGCUCCCUUUUCAAUAUUGAAAUUUGCUAGUAUCUAUAUAUUGUCCUGACCUGUAAGCAGAAGAGAUUAAUCCCAGUCAGCACUUUGGCUCUUGUUUUUAUAAUAAAGUAUGGACAUUUUUAUUCCUUACAACUGCUGAACUUCAUCUCAUUGUCACUUUAGCACCUGUUAAGGAAUUAUGCUAUAUAAAUAAAUGUUUAAAAAUCCAUCUUGCUUCUAGGAUUGGCUGUCAAAUCCCACAACCAGUACAGAACCUCACACAAUCAGUACUCAAGAACAAAAAGCAGAUGAAAGAAUUUCCUUUGUGAAGGACUUUAGUCCUUGGGGAGCUCAGUAGCUACAGGAUAACCUGGCAACCAGCUUUAAUGGCCCUUGGUCUUUUCAUUUACUCAAAAUUCAUGAACAUAGAAAAGAGUAAGAGAAUGCUAAGGGGCAGGUAGCAGAUGUAUCAUAUUCUCAUUUAUGCAUUGCACACUGACAGAGUGUAAUAUGAAACCAGUAGUUUUGUACGAGCUUGUUGAAAGUAUAGUUUCUCAACUCCAAAUUUGCCACCAUCCUAGUACAGGAGAGUGAUACAGAGGUAUAAAUGUCUCAUGUAAUGAUAGACUUUUGGUACAUAUGAAAGAUAUAAAAAGAUGAUUGAUGUUUACUACUUUAUCUGUAUUUUUUAUGUUCUUUUUAUUUCAGAAAGAUGAUGACAUUUUACUGUUUAUAGUUGACUACAUAGUUACUUGCAUGCCAUGGUGGUGCAGUAGCAGUAAUAAAGCCCUGUUGUGAGUUGUGUUUAUUUCCUAAAGCCAUUCAUACAUAGAAGUACUCAGCUUAAUUUGGAUGAGGACUAAAUGUAAAAAUAAUUAUUAAAAAGGAACAAUUGUACAGUAUGUAGUUAUAUCUUAUACAGGAGUAUUAGGUUGCAUCUAACCAUGACUGCUCUAUUGUUUUGAUAAAUUAUGCACUUAUGAAUUAUGGUAUAAUUAUUUCUUAUACUGGCAUGAUUGUUUCAGUAUUUUCAUAUCUUAAAAUAAGAUUAUUAUCUUAAAA